Molecule: messenger RNA, 2537 nt
Organism: Acanthopagrus latus (yellowfin seabream)
Lineage: Eukaryota; Metazoa; Chordata; Actinopteri; Spariformes; Sparidae
Product: nuclear distribution protein nudE homolog 1-like
Exons: 9
Coding region: 280-1314 (344 amino acids)
Biological process (GO): vesicle transport along microtubule; chromosome segregation; mitotic centrosome separation
Cellular component (GO): centrosome; kinesin complex; kinetochore
Molecular function (GO): microtubule binding
Source: RefSeq, a predicted model, not a curated record
UUAGUGGGACUGGACAAUAUGAAUGGCAACAUGUAUUGUUCGACGUCUUCCCAAGAAAGCAGCAACUUUGCGGUUUCCAACUCCGGAGAGACUUCUUCUACUUCUCUUUCACCGGCUCUCUUUCAGACUUCACCGACACAGCCGUCGGUUGUUGUACCGGCUCAUGACGACGAUCUAGAGGAAGAAUAAGAAAACAACAUUGCGUCGAAAGAAGCGAACUGUUGAGCACCAGGAGUGGUGUGACAGGAGAGUGAGCUCUCCAUCCGGACCGGGCUGGAGAUGGGGGAUCCGGAGCCUCCAGAGUUUGGGUCCCUGGAGGAGGAGCUGGAGUACUGGAAGGAGCAGGCUGCCCAGCACCAGCAGAGUGCGGAGGAAGCCCAGGAGGAGCUGCAGGAGUUCCAGCAGAUGAGUCGGGACUACGAGGUGGAGCUGGAGACGGAGCUGAAACAGUGCGAGACGCGAAACCGAGAGCUCAUCGCAGCCAACAACCGCCUCAGGAUGGAGGUGGAAAACUACAAGGAGAAGUAUGAGACGCAGCACUCUGAGGCCUACCGACAGAUCUCCACCCUGGAGGGAGACCUGGCUGAGACCACGGCCGUCAGAGACCAGCUUCACAAAUACAUCAGAGAGCUGGAGCAGGCCAACGACGACCUGGAGAGGACCAAGAGGGCGACCAUCAUGUCACUGGAGGACUUCGAGCAGAGGAUGAACCAGGUGAUCGAGAGGAACGCCUUCCUGGAGAGCGAGCUGGACGAGAAGGAGAAUCUGCUGGAGUCCGUCCAGAGGCUGAAGGACGAGGCCAGAGACCUGAGACAGGAGCUCGCCGUGCAGCAGAAGCAGCAGGUUCAGGACAGGAAGCCGUCUCUCAGCGGUGCAGUCAAAGAGCCUUCCUCCUCCUCCUCCUCCUCCUCAUCCAUGGCUGGUCUGCCCACCCCACCCCUCACCCCUCCAGACAAAAGAGUGGAGGACAAACCCACGUCGUCGUCCUCCAGCCAGCCCGCCCCGUCAGUCAGCACGCCGUCCAGACCUCCAGCCGCCGCAGAGUCCUUCAGCACCCCGCUGCCCUCCAUCAGCAGAGGUGAAAGCCUCUCGGCGACUCCUCUCACCACGUCGGCGAGAAUCUCGGCUCUGAACAUCGUCGGAGAGCUGCUGAGAAAAGUCGGGAACCUGGAGUCGAAGCUGGCGUCGUGUCGGGAGUACGUCAACGAGCAGAAGCCGAACCGCAGAGGUCACGCUGGAGGACAGGGAGCGGCGCCGGGCCAGAACAGCUCCUCAGACACUCAUCCUACCAACGGCCUCUACAACAAGGGGUGAGCUGCCAGUCGUCGAGGAGACUUGUUGUUGUCCGGGCUGGUGAAGAGAUUAGACUUCGGAGCGGGACCCAAACUGCUGCUGUGAAAGUGUCCGACGGCGUCCACCUCGAUCCUCCUGCGAGCUGCUCGAUUCCGCCUGGACGUUUACCGGUACUGUGUGCUGCACAUCAUACGGACCUCUCACUGCGAGCUGCAGGGAUAAAACAGACGGACACUUUGAUACCGCCUCUUUGUUUUCUCGGCACUCGCACUUAGCUUGAACUAAUUUACCGGACUCAUGCUGCCUGUCGCCUCCUUCGUGUUUGUUUGCCAGGUGUUUUGCUUUUUCUUUUUUUUGUGUGUCUUUUUAUUUGUGCCCAAAAGCUGCGUCGACACUGAACAGGAGGUGAACUGUUGAGACAUCCUGAUCGCGUCUGUGCUUUCAGCGGUCAGAACCUGUGCAAUUAAACCAAAGUGAACAUCGGCUUCAUGUUCAGUUUGAACACGUUCAGAGUGUCGGAGUGGUGAACACUGGACGAACACUUUUACCUUCACGGAGGGUUUUUGUCUUUGAAAGCUUCAUUUAAGUGUUGAAGUUCAGUUUAGUCUUUUUUGUCGUCAUUAAACCUCGUCGUCUGUUGACGUUCUGCUUUCGUCCAGUGUGUCUCUGCAGGCGUAUUUGUUGAAUAACGCCUUGAUUUAAACGGGCUGGACUUUCGUUCCGUCCUCUGCGGCUUCAUUUCUCACCGGAAGCGUUUUUGUUUGUGUUUUUUGAAAGUUGACCUGAUGCUUUGUACCGUUCUUGUGUCUGACGUCCUGCCCGGCUCGAUCUGCUCUGUGCAGCACGAAGCUGCUUCUGUAAAGACUCGGGACAUAUUUUAAUAAUAAUUAAUAACUUUAGUUUUACAGCACUUUUCAAAAACCAAGUUACAAAGUGUUUCAUAAUAAAAAGUUAAGCACCAUCAGUUAAGGAAAGGAAGAAGAGAACUUCCUCUGGAUGGUCCAAGUUUGGAUGUAGUUCCUCUGACUUCAGUGUGUUCAUGUGGUUUUAAACAUGUUGACUGAUUCACGUAUUUAAGUGACAAGGAAAAUAAAUAUAUAUUUCACAAACAUGCAUGUGAGCAUCAGCCCAGUGUUUACUAUCGUCCACCAUGUUUUAGCAUCAUUGCUCUGACCUGAGGGGAUCGUGUGAAUUUUCCUCAUCAGGAAUACAUUUCUUUCUGCCACUUAUCCCAGAGAAAAUAU